UCUUAAGGAUAUCGCAUUAGCGCCCAUACUAUAUAUAAACGCUCACCUCGCAGGCAACCAAGAAGGUGAGAUUCCGAAAUUGAUUUGAAAUUAUUCCUUCUCGUCAAUUUGGGUUCCAGUAAUGGCGUCUUGGAACUCAACUCCGCUGGAGGUGCUAUACAACGUAUUGGGAUGGGUUGCGUUUGUGUCGUGGUCUAUCAGUUUCUAUCCUCAGGUCAUCCUCAACUUUCGCCGGAAAAGUGUGAUAGGAUUGAAUUUCGAUUUCGUGGUGUUGAAUUUGACCAAGCACACCUCCUAUCUCAUCUACAACGCUUCACUCUUCUUCGGCUCUGCUGUUCAGAGGCAGUACCGUCAGAAAUAUGGCUUUGAUGAGAUGAUACCUGUAGCUGCUAACGAUGUUGCUUUCUCUGUACAUGCUGUUCUUUUGACGGCAAUAACCUUGUUUCAAAUCGCGAUCUAUGAUAGGGGAACCCAGAAGGUCUCAAAAAGUUGCACUGCAAUUGUGUCGGUUGCGUGGUUGGCCAUUGCUGUUUGUGUGUUCAUUGCUAUACCCAAACAUAGUUGGCUUUGGCUGGUGUCUUGCUUCAACAUCUUGCAGGUUGUCAUGACAGUCAUCAAGUACAUUCCCCAGGCAGUCAUGAAUUUUCGACGAAAGAGCACUGUUGGAUGGAGUAUUGGCAACAUUUUACUUGAUUUACUCGGAGGUCUUACAAAUUAUGGGCAGAUGGCUGUGCAGUCUAUAGAUCAACAUUCUUGGGUGAAUUUCUAUGGAAAUAUAGGAAAGACUUUAUUGUCUCUGGUAUCUGUAUUCUUUGACAUUCUGUUCAUCGUGCAACAUUAUGUGCUCUAUCCUUCCAGAAAGGCAGUUACUUCCGAUGAUGCUGAUGCUGAAGCGGUAAGAAAGAAGCUAUUAAUUAACUCUUCUGAUCACCCACAUGCAGAUGAUGUGUAAUGGUUGAACGGGUACAUGUGUAAUCGUUUAUUCCACUUUGGUAAGCACUUGACGAUAGGGAGAAAAACAAAACAAUAUUUUGCGUUAUUUGUAUACAUGUGUUCCUCGCAGUGGAAAGACUGCAAAGCUGUUUUUUUUUAUGUGUUGAUAAAAAUGAAAUGAAAACAGAAGUGUUAGUUAUAAAUUGGAGAUUACAUA
Molecule: messenger RNA, 1150 nt
Organism: Ipomoea triloba (trilobed morning glory)
Lineage: Eukaryota; Viridiplantae; Streptophyta; Magnoliopsida; Solanales; Convolvulaceae
Product: cystinosin homolog
Exons: 8
Coding region: 122-952 (276 amino acids)
Biological process (GO): L-cystine transport
Cellular component (GO): vacuolar membrane
Molecular function (GO): L-cystine transmembrane transporter activity
Source: RefSeq, a predicted model, not a curated record